UUAUUUGUGUAUUUUAUGGAUUUUAUUAGAUCAAUCACCCAAAGCCAGAAGAUGGAUGGAUUGCAGAAUACUCUGGUUAAAAUCACUACCAGUAAUAUUAAUAAUUCUUCCAGUUCUGCCAUUUUAGCAGCUCAUAAUUUAGACACCAUCAGGGAUGUUAUCAACAUGGCAUUGCCAGGGCUAGGAUUAACUGGCUCAGAAAGAGAUUACCAGCUGUGGGUCCAUUAUGGUAAGACUGAGGCCCCAUUCCCACUCAUGGGCCAUGAAAAUCCAUACACAAUUCAGGAGCACUAUUAUCGAACUUCCAUCCGUCAGUCCGCACUGGGGAAGCCCACCUCUCCCCAUAUCCUUCUGGAGUCCACCCCAGAGAUCUUAGCUGAUGGAAAACUGCAGUUUAUCCUGACAUGCCAGGGCAAGCCAAGACCCCAGCGUAGAGGUGCAUUUUUCAGAAAUUAUUUGUCUUGCCUGGGCGCUGCAGCAAGCCAGGACGGCCUGUCUCUGGACACUGAUUCUUCUGCACAGCCGGUUAGGCUUCAAAUGAAUGAUCUUACAGCAAUCAUUUUGUUAGGUAUCAUUAUGAUCGUUAUGCCUCCUGAGCGCUGA
This is a messenger RNA of Ochotona princeps (American pika), 603 nucleotides long. Its product is annotated as rho GTPase-activating protein 20-like. NCBI's taxonomy places the organism in Eukaryota, Metazoa, Chordata, Mammalia, Lagomorpha, Ochotonidae. The transcript is spliced from 5 exons. The record is from RefSeq and is a predicted model, not a curated record. The coding region runs from base 16 to 603 and encodes 195 amino acids. Gene Ontology annotation, biological process: signal transduction. Gene Ontology annotation, molecular function: GTPase activator activity.